UAUAAAAGAAAGUGAAAGCUGUGUCACACAUUAGAGAGCAGAGAAGAGAAAGUGCAGCAUUACCUUUGUCUCAGCUUUUCUUCAAAAAUGUAACUGUCGAUCACAGGAGGCAGAACCCGCUUCAGUGAGACCUCCCUUCCUCCCUUCACUGCGGGAUCCUCCACUUCCCCCGCAGCAGAGCAGACGCCUUCGCAGGAGGACUGAGAGCUUCCCAGGCACCUCUGGCCGUGCAGGAGCAGGCAUGACGACAGGAAGGAUCUGCUGCCUGGUGCUGCUGACCCUCGGGGUGCUGGCGGCCGUGGUUGUGCUCCUGGUCACCCUGACUCAACCUAAGUGUGGUCCUCAGCAGUACCUGCAUGGAGCUGUGGCUGCUGACACCGAGACCUGCUCUAACAUUGGCCGGGACAUCCUGAAAAGAGGGGGCUCAGCUGUGGAUGCUGCCAUCGCUGGUUUGAUCUGCACAUCAGUGAUGAACCCUCAGAGUUCAGGCCUGGGUGGUGGAGUCGUAUUUACAAUCUAUAAUGCAAGCACAGGAACAGUCGAGGUGAUCAAUGCCCGUGAAACAGCUCCCCAAGGCAUUCCUAGCGAUCUGUUGUCUGGCUGUGCUCGUUUACCCAUCGGGCCCCGAUGGAUUGCUGUACCAGGAGAAAUUCGUGGGUAUGAAGUAGCCCAUAAGCGAUACGGCCGCUUGCCAUGGAAAUCCCUGUUUGAACCAACCAUCAAGCUCCUUUCAGACCCACUUGUUGUUUCCCCAGUUAUGGACAAAAUAAUCAAUCACCGAAACUUCUCCCAAGUGGGACGAAACCUGUGCCCAUUGAUUUGUGAGGGUCAGAAGUUUUUGACAACUGGAAAGACCUUCAGGUGGCCAGCACUGCAGCAGACACUGAAAAUUUUGGCCGAAAAUGGAGCUACAGCAUUUUAUGAGGGACAGAUAGGAAAGGCCCUGGUGGAAGACAUUAGGAAAGUAGGGUCUGUUAUCUCAAUGGAGGACCUUAAGGCAUACAAAGCAGAAGUAUCCUCAGCUCUGAACAUUACCCUGAACAAAAACAUCACUGUGUUUUCUCCUCCUCCACCCUUGGGAGGUGCUGUGCUCCUGUUCAUCCUCAAGAUAUUGGAAGAGUAUAAAUUCCAUGAGGCAUCAUUGUCGACACCAAAGGAAAAGGGAGAAACCUACCAUCUUAUUGCAGAGGCCUUGAAGUUUGGCAAUAUGCUAAAACCUGAGAUGAAAGACCCAGCCUUCUCUGAAGCUAAGGCAACUGUGGCAAUCAUGCUGUCCAACGAGACUGCUGAGCGUGUCAGAAGCCAAAUAGAUGCCCGUGGGGACCAUCCACUUGAGCAUUAUAACUUCUGGAAGCUCGUCCACAGCCACUAUGAAAGUAGAGGCACAAGCCACAUCUCUGUGCUCGCUGCAGAUGGCAGUGCUGUGUCUGCCACCAGCACCAUCAACUAUCCGUUUGGCUCCUUCAUUUAUUCCAACCAGACUGGGAUCAUUUUGAAUAAUGAACUUGCAGAUUUCUGCACAGCAAAUGCAAAUAUUAAUGCAGGAGAGAGGCCUCCCUCAGCAAUGGUGCCUUCUAUCCUCAUCUCCAAGUCAGGAGACAUGCUGGUGAUUGGAGGGGCAGGUGGGGGCUGGAUUAUCAGUGCUACUGCUAUGGCCAUUGUAAACAAGCUGUGGUUUGGUUAUGAUUUGGAACGUGCCAUUUCAUCUCCCAUCAUGCAUACCAACAAAGACAGCAUCCUGUUUGAGAAACACUUCAGUGAGGAUGUUAGAAACAGCCUGCUGAAAAGAGGACACAAAGAACAGAAAGUUGAAUUCGCAGUGAAUGUCGUGCAGGGAGUUUCCAAGGAAGGAAAAUGCAUCUCUGCUUACUCUGAUAAAAGGAAGCUGGGGAAAUCAGCUGGAUAUUAGCAUGAAAUGCCAUCUCAACGCCUCUAUUCUAGUCCAAGCCACAGGAGAUAACUAAAUUCAGAUUCAUGCAUCUUCCACUGCUGCUCGAGAGCCUCGGUUAAGAACAGAAUUGGUUUCUUUCAGGCUGCUGCCAUGAUAAGCUUCUUCUAAUUGCUGGGGCUCAGCAAUGUGAAUUAACUGAGUAACUAUAGGAAAUGUCGGUAGGGUGAGGAUUACAACGUAUACAAUUACAAUGGGGCUUCCAGGAUGGGUUUAGAAAGAGAAGAAAGCAAAACUUGGUGUUCUACCUCUUGGUUUUCCCAUCCAGAUGAGCCUUACUUUUCCCAAAGAAUGGCAGAUGGAAUCAGUGCACCAUAGCACCAGCUUACUGCCAAGCAUGUUCUCUACUUUAGAGACAUAAUGGAAACCAGGAGCUGAAGCCUUAUUCUACUCUGCCUACUGGUCACCUAAAGUCUAAACUCCUAUGGGGCAAUGUGAAGUUGCUGCUUCGCUCCUUGAUGACACCUCUCCCUGUAGUAGGAGAGUCCUCAUUUAUGCCUGUUCUUCCUCCUCAUUGCCUGCAGAAGAGAAGUAGUUUGGGAAGACAGAUAAAGACAGCAGUUGAAGAAAAACUGUAUUGCUUUUGAAGCUUUAUAAAACUUCCUUCAAAAUGCAAAGGAUAUAUAAUCAGAAGACUUAUUUUGUAGGCAUGAGCUUCUUCUGGACAGGCAAACCCCAAGACUGCUGAAAAGUGCUGAUACAGUUGCAAAACACUUUUCUUUCUUAGCCUGAGUACAUGCUCUAAUUCUCUGUUUAUCACAAAUAGUCUCAAAUGUUCCCUGAAGAUGACAAGAAUGAAACUGCAUGACUAGUUGGGAGCUUCUGGAGGAGAGACCUGAACCCAUUUAUCUGGACACAAGAGGUCCUUUGCCAUUACCCUGUAACGUUGCCCUCCUUAGGAUGGCCAAAGGAAUCUAAUGUUAAACAAGUAUAAACAUCUCACAACGCAUUUCUCAAAUAACCAACAACUUCUGUUUUCUGAAAGCUUGUGAAUGUUACUUUCCUAUGGAUGCAGACAGUAUUAUAUGAGUGUUUCUGACAGCAAAGUUAAACUAGGUAGGCACUAGCAGAGCCCUCCUUACCCCCCAUGAUUGUCACCUCCCAUGCAACCCUUGGUAUUUCAACUGCACAAACAAAAAACCUUGCUCUGUGGCCACCAAUAGCAAGUAUUUGAGCACAGGCAAUUAAAGCAAACUCAGACCAGACCAUCUGCCUGCACUGUUGUAAAGAAAGAGAGGUGAGUAAUGAGUCUACAUUCUUAACAACAAAACUUUGUCAGUAAGUCAUUGACUUGUUGAAAUCUUGGCCUUCAGAUGAAUUUCAAUGAUUUUCUAAGUAAAGCUCUCUAGAUCCAGACAGAGCAGCCAGACUACUCAAGAUCCUGGCUUUAACAAGAUCUGCAGUUAUUUCUAGCUUGACCAACUGCUUGGGGCUUACAGAAAAGCAACCAAAAUGACACUGGCUGAAGGCAGGGGGAGCAGCUCUUGCUUUGCUAUUAAACCAUGCCCCAUCACGUCUCACUUCCAGAAAAACCAAGCCAUAAAACAACUGAUUCUCCUAAUUCCUUUCAUUUCUGAUGUACCAAAGGGUAAAGCACACCUCAGUUAUCCAGCCAAUGCAGCGUAUCACCUUUCCAAUAUACUGCCAUCACUGCAACGUCUCACAAGGAAGCUACGGGAAUAUGAUCUUCUGACCAGCACUUGCUGCAAUUUAACUGCUUUGCUAUUAACACUGAAACCAAUUGAGCAGUUUCAGAACCUGUCACAGAUUUCAUUUGCAAGGCAGAAAGGAAUGCAUGCAGAUUGCCCACUGUGGCAGCCCUCACUGACAAACAAAACAUCUCGUGAAGCUGAGAUGUGUACCUCUUCCUCACCCUGCCACCUCCUCAGUGCUCCAGAAACUCAGAGUCUCCCAGGUUCAUCCCUCCCCAUUCAUGCUGAUGCCAACAGAAGAGCAUUAUUUUUAUAACUAGUCAAGUCACACGGACUUUUAAAGCACUGCUGUACAUAGGCUGCUCUGUUUUCUAACAAGGUCUUUAAAUUAUAUUUUUAAUAAAGUGUUUUAAACCUUAAA
Molecule: messenger RNA, 4021 nt
Organism: Centrocercus urophasianus (Greater sage-grouse)
Lineage: Eukaryota; Metazoa; Chordata; Aves; Galliformes; Phasianidae
Gene: GGT5
Product: gamma-glutamyltransferase 5
Exons: 12
Coding region: 242-1909 (555 amino acids)
Biological process (GO): inflammatory response; glutathione catabolic process; leukotriene D4 biosynthetic process
Cellular component (GO): plasma membrane
Molecular function (GO): glutathione gamma-glutamate hydrolase; leukotriene-C(4) hydrolase activity
Source: RefSeq, a predicted model, not a curated record